GCAAAUGAUCUAAUCAGGGAUACAUACCAAGAUAGUUGAGAGCUUGUACUGUGAGUGUGAAAAAGUGGGCGGUAAAAGCCCCGCCCCUAAUCUUUCUUCAUUAAUAAAAAUGUACAACACUCUGGGGUACCACUGCACUUGUGAGAGGGUUUGAUCAUGAAGACCAUUACGAUCGAUUUAAAGAGGACAUGAUUACCUAUUCAAUGAUACCAAGGUGUUUAGUAGUAAGAGGUCUGAGUGGGAUAAGUCAAUCUGUUAAGGAUAACACCAUCAUUUUGACCACAUGCGUGUGCAGACAUUUCUCAAUAUACGGUACAGUAGUAGCCCUUUUCACUUUUUACUGUAUCUCUUUCCACCACCAGAGGCCUCUGCACCCGUCUCCUUCUAGGCAGGAUCAUUCUUAAUUUAGAGCUUUUAUUUAUGUUCUAGCAUAUGGAGACAUCUUAUGUUUUGUAGUAUAUUCUAGUAUAUUUUCUGAUGUAAUUUCUCUAUGUUUUGGCAAAAUAUACUAUAUCCUACAUAUAUUCUAGCACAACACAUUUUUGUUACGACCAAUCUAAAUAUAUAUUACGCCGAUGAUAAUAUGAUGAUACAUGAUAAAAUAACUAUUGCUGUGAACUGUUCUGAAUUUACUCACACAGCUGUCAGAGAGCCCGGAACUGAAAAAGAGCGGAACUUUUCACCGCUACAUACAGGGCAGGUGGAAGAGGAAGAGUAAACGUCCUGCACACACGCGGUCUGUUUACAUGGUAUUCGAACAUGGAAAAGCUUCGCGUUUUAGAGUUAUACAGUGGGAUUGGCGGAAUGCAUUACGCAUUAAAAGGGAGCUGCAUUCCUGCUGAAGUUGUUGCUGCUGUUGAUGUGAACACGACUGCAAACGUAGUUUACAAGCACAACUUUCCCAGCACACAUUUGUGGCCCAAAACAAUUGAGGGCGUGACACUAAAUGAUUUUAACAAAUUAGCAUUUGACAUGAUUUUGAUGAGUCCACCAUGUCAGCCAUUUACCAGAAUCGGUUUACAAGGAGAUGUCUCAGACCCAAGAACAAAGAGUUUUCUUUAUAUCCUCAACAUCCUUCCCAGGCUUGACAAGCUUCCUAAGUUCAUUCUUCUGGAAAAUGUCAAAGGAUUUGAAACAUCAUCUGCCAGGAAUUCAUUGGUAGAAACCUUAGAAGAGUGUGGAUACAGAUACCAAGAGUUUCUGUUGUCUCCUACCUGUCUGGGGAUUCCAAAUUCAAGACUGCGUUAUUUCCUUAUUGCUAAAUUACAACCUGGACUAUUCUCUUUUGAAACAACUAACCAGAUUCUGGAAGUUUUCCCGAAUUCUGACUCUGUAGAUUCAAAUGCAAGUAAAGUUUCUGACUGUGCACAUAAGGAACUGCCAGCUUGCAUUAAUGGAAUGAAAACAAGUAAGCCAGAUGAUGGUGCUGAGCCCAGCAGUAGGACUCUGGAAAAUGAAGCUGUCAUUUUCAAGCUGGAAACUGCUGAAGAUUUGGAGAGGAAGCAGAAUCAGGACAGUGAUGUAUCUGUCCGGAUGCUUCAAGAUUUUCUAGAGGUGGAUCUGCAGAAUUUAAGCCAAUAUCUGCUCCCACCAAAGACCCUAUUGCGUUACGCAAUACUAAUGGACAUUGUUCAACCAACAUGCAGGAGAUCAGUGUGUUUCACUAAAGGGUAUGGACACUAUGUUGAAGGGACUGGCUCAGUCUUGCAGUCUUCUUUGGAUGUCCAGCUCGAGACAGCAUUCAAAUCCCUUCAUACUUUAUCAGAUGAAGACAAAUUGAAGCAGUUGUUGAUGUUAAAAUUACGGUACUUUACUCCUAGAGAAAUAGCCAAUCUUCAUGGACUUCCCCCAGAGUUUUGUUUCCCUGAGAAAACAACUUUGAAGCAACGUUAUCGACUUCUAGGAAACAGUCUAAAUGCCUGCGUUGUAGCUCGACUUAUUAAACUGAUGGUGGAAUAGCUGGAAAGAGACAUUUAAAUUGUAGAGUACAUUUUGCGUGCAUGUUCAGAACCAAGUCUUCAUCCGGAUGGGACUAAAUGUGGCAUGACUUCCUUUUAAUCAAGACAUUUACAAUUGAUCAGGAGCAGCUAUAAGCAACAGACUGAUUGUUCAUAUUUGUUUAACAGCUGAUUCCCAGUAUUCCAACAGAAGGAAUAGUCCUUGCAAUGAGGGUAAACUGGAUUUAAAUGUUUAAAUGCAGGGUUGGGUAACUGCUUACAUACUGAGGUGAAUUAUGUAAUUUACCCACAUAAAAAAAUAAAGGGACAAGAAAAGACUUUACUUAAGUUAUUUUUUUUGCACAUUUUUUUCCAUUGAUUUUAUCUUUUAUAAUAAAGAAUUUUAAAUGCAUCACUUGUCAUUAUGUUUUAUAUUGUAUCAAUGGCACAAUAUGGUACAGGGAACUAGUUGUGAUAUCUGCAAUCACAUUUCUGUACACUCCCAUUGUAAACAAGUAUCCUAGUUAACUCAUUUAUUAUGAAACCAAAAAGGAACAACUUUGCAACAACUGUCACUCAAACUGACUGUACUUCAUUAUAUACAUAAAUGUAGUUUUGUGUUAUGUAUAGUACUGUAAGAGAGUGCCAAGGUUUUACAUUGUUAAAAAGUGGUAACAGCAAUAAUAAAGAUUCCAUUGAGAGAGA
This is a messenger RNA of Acipenser ruthenus (sterlet), 2642 nucleotides long. It is a transcript of the gene trdmt1, whose product is annotated as tRNA aspartic acid methyltransferase 1. Bases 760 to 1959 code for a protein of 399 amino acids. The transcript is spliced from 11 exons. The record is from RefSeq and is a predicted model, not a curated record. Gene Ontology annotation, molecular function: methyltransferase activity. Lineage: Eukaryota; Metazoa; Chordata; Actinopteri; Acipenseriformes; Acipenseridae.